CACAAAUACCAAAUUCAGCAGAGCAUAGAAAGCUCCGCCGUGACGCCAGUCUCCCAGUCCACCUGCGCCACCGCACUCCCUCCACCGCGCCGGCGGCCGGAAAUUCCCAAAACGCCCCUGCCAAAGAAGCCAACCCAACCAUCGAAUCAUAUGCGAAGCCCAUUAUGGCACUCUAUAAAUACUCCUGCCAUCAUUUUCCAAUCACUCCAUCUCUCUCUCACUCCGAAAAACCUCGCGAAUUCUAGAGAGAGAGAGUUCACUCACGCUGUUUCCGCCUCCAGAAUUCGAAUCAGCAGUUUGAGGACAAGGGCGAUGCCUUCUGGCGGGGAGAAUGGUGCCCUAACGAAUUUCAAAUUGAACGAGAAGACGUUUCUUGCUUCACUCAUGCCGAAGAAAGAGAUUGCCGCUGACCGCUUCGUUGAAGCUCACCCUGACUACGACGGCCGCGGCGCCAUUAUUGCGAUUUUUGAUUCCGGCGUGGACCCUGCCGCCGCUGGGUUGACGGUGACUUCAGAUGGGAAGCCGAAGGUUUUGGAUGUCAUUGAUUGCACUGGGAGUGGAGAUAUAGACACAUCAACUAUUGUUAAGGCAGAUGAUAAUGGCUGCAUUCAAGGGACUUCAGGAAAUAGUUUGAUCGUUAAUUCUUCGUGGAAGAAUCCAUCUGGAGAAUGGCAUGUUGGGUCAAAAUUGAUUUACGAACUGUUCACGCAAACCUUGACAGAUCGCUUGAAGAAAGAGAGGAAGAAAGUUUGGGACGAGAAGAAUCAGGAAGCCAUAGCCGAGGCUGUAAAGCAGCUUGAUGAAUUUGACACGAAGCACACAAAGGUCGAUGAUGUGAACUUGAAAAGGAAUCGUGAAGAUCUCCAAAAUAAAGUUGAUCUUCUGCGCAAACAUGCGGAUAACUAUGAAGAUAAAGGACCGGUUAUCGACGCUUUUGUAUGGCAUGAUGGAGAAGUUUGGAGGGCGGCGCUUGAUACACAAGGACUUGAGAAUGAACCGGGAUGUGGGAAGCUUGCCGACUUUGUUCCUCUUACUAAUUAUAGGAUUGAAAGGAAGUAUGGCGUCUUCAGCAAGUUAGAUGCAUGUACAGUCGUCCUUAAUAUAUACAACGAAGGCAACGUUUUGAGCAUUGUUACAGACAGUUCUCCUCAUGGUACUCAUGUCGCUGCUAUCACAUCUGCUUUCCAUGAAAAGGAUUCUGUCCUAAAUGGAGUUGCCCCCGGAGCUCAGUUGAUAUCAUGCAAAAUCGGAGAUUCACGAUUAGGUUCAAUGGAAACUGGAACAGGCUUGGUUCGAGCUUUGAUUGCAGCCGUCGAGCACAAAUGCGACCUUAUCAAUAUGAGUUACGGGGAAGCUACUUUGUUUCCAGAUUAUGGUCGCUUCGUUGAUUUGGUAAACGAGGUAGUCAACAAGCAUCGAAUAACAUUUAUCAGCAGCGCCGGAAACGAGGGACCUGCACUGAGCACUUUGGGUGCACCAGGCGGUACAACGUCAAGCAUAAUCGGAAUCGGAGCAUACGUCUCUCAAGCAAUGGCUGCAGGAGCCCACAACUUAGUUGAAGCACCUCCCGAAGGCCUCGAGUACACCUGGUCUAGCAGAGGUCCGACGGCUGACGGUGAUCUUGGAGUUACGAUAAGCGCUGCUGGUGGCGCCAUGGCUCCUGUUCCGACGUGGACGCUUCAACAUCGUAUGUUUAUGAAUGGAACUUCAAUGUCGUCCCCCUGUGCUUGCGGAGGGGCUGCGCUUCUUAUUAGUGCAAUGAAGGCUGAAGGGAUUUCUGUGAGUCCUUAUAUUAUUCGGGAGGCUCUUGAGAAUACGACUGUUCCUGUUGGUGGUUCUCCCGAAGAUAAACUAUCUUCCGGGCACGGGCUAAUGCAAGUCGACAAGGCCUAUGAGUACAUUCAAAAGAUUCGUGACGUCCCGCCUGUUAGGUAUCAAAUAAAGAUCACUCGAUCUGGAAAAGCAACGCCUACUUCACGAGGCAUCUAUCUCAGGGAGUCUUCUUUGUGUCAACAAUCAUCCGAGUGGACGGUUAAAGUCGAACCAAAGUUUCACGAUGAUGCAAGUAACUUAGAUCAAAUUGUUCCUUUCGAAGAAUGUGUUAAGUUACAUUCUACUGGAGAAUCUGUGGUCAAAGCUCCUGAGUUUCUUCUCUUAACACAUAAUGGCCGCGAGUUCAACAUAAUUGUAAAUCCCAGCACUCUCGGCGCCGGUUUACAUUAUUACGAAGUGUAUGCAUUAGAUUCGAAAUGUCCUUGGCGAGGUCCUCUCUUUCGAAUUCCUAUUACUGUCACAAAGCCUCAACCUGUGACAAGUGAUCCACCAGUUGCUGUAUUCAGAUCGAUGCCUUUUGUCCCGGGCCACAUCGAACGCAGAUUCGUUCAAGUACCGAUUGGCGCCACCUGGGUCGAGUUGACCGUGAGAGCAUCCGGUUUCAGUUCAGCUCGAAGAUUUUUCAUAGACUCUGUUCAGCUCUCUCCCCUCAAAAGACCCGAGAAAUGGGAAAAGGUUGUCAUAUUUUCUUCUCCGUCGUCCAAAAACUUCGCCUUUUCUGUCGAGGGUGGAAGGACCAUGGAACUUGUGAUCGCGCAGUUUUGGUCGAGUGGCGUUGGAAGCCACGAGACAACCAGCGUCGAUGCUGAGAUAGCAUUUCACGGCGUUAUUGCCAACAAAGAGGAGAUUAUACUCGACGGUAGCGAAGCUCCUGUACGUAUCGAUGCUGAGGCUCUCGUCUCGUUGGAAAGGCUCGCCCCUGCAGCUGUACUAAACAAGGUCAGAAUUCCAUAUCGUCCUGUCGACGCUAAACUCAGCACGCUUUCAGGAUCCCGGGACAGACUACCCUCCGGCAAACAGACUAUGGCCCUCAUAUUAACAUACAAGUUCAAACUUGAAGAGGGCGCCGAAGUACAACCGUAUCUUCCCUUGUUGAACAAUCGGAUAUAUGAUAAUAAGUUCGAGGCGCAAUUUUAUAUGAUUUCAGACACGAACAAGCGUGUAUAUGCAACGGGUGAUGUUUAUCCAAAAGCUGCCACACUUCCAAAGGGUGACUACACUUUACAGCUUUACUUAAGGCAUGACAAUGUGCAGUGUUUGGAGAAGAUGAAACAGUUGGUGUUAUUCAUCGAGAAAACCUUGGAUAGCAAGGACUCCGUUCGAUUGAGCUUCUAUUCGCAACCUGACGGCCCAGUGAUCGGUAAUGGAAGCUUCAGUUCUUCGGUUUUGAUUCCGGGGUCCAAGGAAGCAUUUUAUGUUGGCCCUCCGUCGAAAGAUAAGCUCCCAAAGGGGAUUGCUGCUGGCUCUGUAUUGGUCGGGUCGAUUUCGUAUGGAAGAGUUUCCUUCGAGGUUAACGAUGAGGGAAAGAAUCCCGAAAAGAACCCCGCAUUUUAUAGCAUUUCGUAUAUAGUUCCGCCAGCUCAGAUUGAUGAGGACAAAGGUAAAGACACUUCUUCUAGUUGCGCCAAAACGGUCUUGGAACAGAUUAACGAGGAGGUCCGAGAUGCCAAAAUUCGGGUCUUGUCGAGCCUAAAAUUAAGCACCGAAGAGGAACGUUCGGAUUGGAAAAAGUUGUCGGACUCUCUUAAGUCGGAAUAUCCAAAAUACACUCCAUUGCUCGCAAAAAUAUUGGAAGGUUUGGUAUCUCAGAACAAUGUCGAAGACAAAACUCGCCACUACGAGGAGAUUAUCAUUGCUGCAGAUGAAGUUAUCAAAAGUGUCGAUACAGAUGAGUUGGCGAAAUAUUUUGCGCUCAAAUACGACCCCGAAGACGAGGGCGCAGAAAAGCUGAAGAAGAAAAUGGAUGCCACUCGCGACCAAUUCACCGAAGCUUUAUAUCAAAAAGGGUUGGCUUUAGCUGAAAUCAAAUCAUUGAAGGGUGAAAAAGUGGAAGAAAAGGAGGGUACGGAAGCGACAUCAGAUUCUAGCGCGGUCGAGAAAGAUCCGUUCGAAGAAAAUUUCAAAGAACUUAAAAAAUGGGUGGAUGUGAAAUCCGCGCGAUACGGAACCCUCUUUGUAAUACGCGAGAGGCGUAAAGGGCGUUUUGGUACCGCGCUAAAGGUUCUGACGGACAUGAUCCAAGACGACGGGCAGCCUCCUAAGAAGAAAUUCUACGAGCUGAAGCUUUCAUUGCUGGAGCGAAUCGGGUGGCGCCAUCUGGUGGCGCGCGAGAAGGAAUGGAUGAACGUCCGGUUCCCGGCGAAGCUACCGCUUUUCUGAGAUCGGUUUCUGUAAGAACACUGCCGUGGUUUCAUGCUUCAUUUCUUCCUUAAAAGAUUAACAGAACGACGAUGAAGCUGUUAUAAUUUAAAUGAAUCUUGUCGGAUUUUUAUUAAUUUUGAUUUCAUGGUUAAAGUUCUACUUUUUAAAAUCCAA
Molecule: messenger RNA, 4368 nt
Organism: Andrographis paniculata
Lineage: Eukaryota; Viridiplantae; Streptophyta; Magnoliopsida; Lamiales; Acanthaceae
Product: tripeptidyl-peptidase 2
Exons: 34
Coding region: 151-4212 (1353 amino acids)
Biological process (GO): proteolysis
Cellular component (GO): cytosol
Molecular function (GO): serine-type endopeptidase activity; tripeptidyl-peptidase activity
Source: RefSeq, a predicted model, not a curated record